CACUCACACACAAAUCAGGUCGGGUCUCGGGAACCUUUUAAUACCCAUCUCCGCCCCCGUUUGAAGCGUCAGAGCACCAGCUCUCAAGGGGCUCUCCAACACAGAGCCAGUCCACACGCUCCUCCAAACUUUACGCACGGAUGUACUCCUGUGGAACUAUUUGACUGUGGAUUUUCAUGUCAUUUAGCCGAGCCGUAUUGUUCCAAACAACUUUUCUACCGAUUGGAAGCAGUCCCAGACUGUUGAAUACUUCUAAAGCUUAACUUUUGAGAACUUUUUCCUAUUUUUUUUAUUUGAUUCGCCUCAUUCCAGCAGACAGAUGCAGUAAAUCUAUAAAAAAUGACCGCUUACUUGUCAAAGUGUCUGGUCUUGGCGCUGUGUAUCAGCGCGCACAGGCUCUUGGCAGACCCCCGGGUUGAGGAGGAUGAUGGAUCCGGUGACAGCGCCUCGACCCUGGCCUUUGUGUUCGAUGUUACCGGCUCCAUGUACGACGAUCUGAAACAGGUGAUAGAGGGGGCCUCGCGGAUCCUGGAAAAGACCCUCAGUCGGAUUACCAGACCCAUCAAAAACUUUGUCCUGGUCCCCUUCCAUGACCCAGAUAUCGGCCCUGUGUCCAUCACCACCGACCCAAAGAAGUUCCAGCAGGAUCUGCAAGAGCUGUUUGUCCAGGGUGGGGGUGACUGCCCUGAGAUGAGCAUAGGAGCCAUAAAGAAAGCCUUGGAGGUCUCCCUGCCUGGAUCUUUCAUCUACGUCUUCACUGAUGCAAGAGCAAAAGACUAUCGCCUAAAAAGAGAUGUUCUGCAGCUGGUGCAGCUCCGACAAUCCCAGGUUGUGUUUGUGUUGACGGGGGACUGUGGGGAUCGCUCUCAGCCCGGCUACAGGGCGUACGAGGAGAUAGCAGCAACUUCGUCCGGGCAAAUCUUUCACCUGGACAAACAGCAGGUCAACGAGGUUUUAAAGUGGGUAGAGGAAACAGUCCAAGCUCUGAAGGUCCACCUGCUCUCCUCCAACCAUGACAGUGCCCAGGAAAACAAGUGGGAGGUGCCCUUUGACCCCAGCCUGCGAGAGGUCACUGUGUCACUCAGUGGACCAGCACCACAAAUUGAGCUCAGCGAUCCCUUUGGCCGUGUCGUUGGUGAAGACCAGGGCCUUCAGGAACUGCUGAACAUUCCCAACUCUGCUCGAGUUGUCAAUCUAAAGUUUCCCAGACCAGGGGCUUGGAAACUGAAGGUGAGCUGCAAUGGGCGCCAUACCCUGAGGGUCACAGGAGUCAGCAAUCUAGACUUCCGUGCAGGCUUUUCCAGUGUACCUGUUACUGAGUUCAACCACACCAGAGAGAGGCCAAUAAAAGGACUUCCAGCUCAUGUUUUGCUGAAAUGCACAAACCUGAAACCCCCAGGACAGCUGAGCAAUGUGGAGCUUGUGUCAGGCUCAGGCCGCUCCUUACGCACCAUCGCUGUGCCUCUGCCCUCUGACCUCGGCCAUCAAGGGUUGUGGAGUCUCCCGGAGUUCCGCACACCUUCCCAGAGCUUUUUCAUCAAGGUGAUGGGAAAAGACAACGAAGGCUACCGCUUCCAGAGGCUGUCCAGUGUCUCCUAUACCAACAUCGUUCCAGAUCCUCCGGUUGUAAGUAUGCCUGAUGUGGUGAAGGGCUACUACAUGCAGCCUGCUGUGAUUGGCUGCUCGGUGGAGAGUGACAUUCCCUACAGGCUUAGAUUCACCAGAAGUGGGACUAUGCUGGGAGAGGAGAAGUUCUUUCAGAACUCUGCCAUAGCAUCAUGGGAGAUUUCCCAUGUGUCAGGUGAGGAUGAAGGCCUGUAUGAGUGUGUAGCCCAGAGCACCGCUGGACAGGGACGUGCCUUAACACAGUUGACCGUAAGAGAGCCUCCUCCAGUCCUGAAGCCAGCGGUUAAUGUGACUUCCUCCAUUGGAGGCGUGGCCUUGCUCUCCUGCCAGGUAGAAGGCUCUAUGCGCCACAACCUGACCUGGUACCGAGCAGGUCGUAUCAUCAGAGCCCGUGCAGGGAGGGUGAAGCUGCUGGCUGACUCGUCCCUGCAGAUCAGUCCAGUGAGGACUCAGGAUGCUGGGGACUACCGCUGUGUGGCCACCAACGCCCACGGAGACAGCAGAAUCACUGUGCGGCUUCUUGUCCCAGAGGCUCCUUCUGUGGAAGUUCACCCCCAGAGUCAGGCUUUCUCCCGAGGGGAAAAGAUCCGCCUCGUCUGCUUGGCGUCCGGCUCCCCCCCUCCCCAGCUCUUCUGGAGCCAUGGAAACAUGUUCCUUACUAAUCGGCCGAGGUUCGACCUUAGCCAGUAUGGAGUUCUGGAUAUUAGAGGGGCCCUCCCGGAGGAUGCUGGGAACUACACAUGUUUAGCAACCAAUGAGGCUGGGAGUGCCUCUCAGUCUGUGUCUCUGACUUUUGCAGAGGUGCCCAGAAUAAUUGUGGAACAGCAGGUCAUACUUGUAUCUGUUGGUGGUGAUGCCACUCUGGAGUGUAAAGCCACAGGCACUCCCCCUCCUCUUGUCCACUGGUACAAAGGUGAGCUUGAGGUGGGCUCAGCUCCUUUUGUUGAGCAGGAUGUACACCGUGGCACAUUGCACAUUCGAGGGGUUCAAGAGGUCGACGCUGGUCAGUACAGCUGUGUGGCCAGCAGCUCUGCUGGAACCUCUGCUGGCAUUGUCAGUCUGGAAGUUGGAGCGGGCCCAUUGUUCUCUGAGGCACCGGUUGACGUGACAGCUAGCGUAGGGGAGAACAUCACCCUCCCCUGCACUGCCCGAGGUGCCCCGCAGCCGACAGUAACCUGGCGCAGACAGGACGGCAGACAGAUUGCUACAUGGUCAGACAGCCACAGUAGAACAAUGCAUCUGGAGAAUGGACAUCUUCUAAUCCAGAGUGUGUGGCUGGAUGAUGAGGGGCUGUACAUCUGCGAGGCCCAGAAUCAGUUUGGAACCAUCAGGACUGAAGCCAGAGUUAGUGUCACUGGACUGGAACCUCCUCUCUUGGCCCAGGGCACCCCAAUCAUCACUACUGGUAUUGGUCAGUCCCUGAGUAUCCCUUGCAUGCUACUGGAUGGAAUACCUCUUCCUGAAAGACACUGGACCCAAAAUGGAAAACCUGUCCAGCUGAAUGGAAGAAUGUUCAUGAGGAGUGAUGGUAGUUUAUACAUCGAAAGAGCCAGCUCAGAGGAUGCUGGUACAUAUGUCUGCACUGCUGUGAAUGUAGCAGGCAUUAUGAACAUCACAGUUAGCCUGGAGGUCCAAGUGCCCCCUGAGAUCAUCGCCGGUCCGUACCACUACAUAGCCAAUGAGGGUGUGGCCAUCACACUGUCAUGCGAGGCCAGUGGAGUUCCCAAGCCAAAAGUUGUCUGGUCCAAGGGGAGGCAGCCGCUGCUCAAGGACCGCUCCUCCCUUCAAUCUGACCCAGAUGGAUACCUCCUCAUCCCCCAACCCGCCACUCAAGAUGCUGGGAUCUACAUCUGCACUGCCACCAGUCCUGUGGGCUACGCUAGCCGAGAGAUCCAGCUUAGUGUCAACACCAUGCCUAAGAUAAUGGGUGUGAGUGGCCAUGACAACACGGUGAAGAUGGCUGCAGAGGUGGGCGCUGAGGUUGUUCUCCCAUGUGACGCCCAGGGGAGUCCCUCUCCACUUGUUACAUGGAGCCGAAAUGGGCAUCCAAUCCCCCCUGUGACAGCUGGGUUCACGGUUCUGCCUUCAGGCUCUCUGAGGAUCACUGAUGUGCGCCUGAUUGAUAGUAAACUUUACACCUGUACUGCAGAAAACCCAGCAGGCAACAUGUCCCUAAGCUACAAUUUACACAUUCAAGCUAAGCCCAGAAUUCAGCCAGCACCUUCCCUCCUGAAAGCUCUGAUUGGACAAACGGUGACUUUGCCAUGUGUGGUCCAAGGAGAGCCAAGCCCUGAGGUCAGCUGGUUUCACAAUGCACUUCCCAUUGGGGUCAAAAAUACUACUCCACUCAGGAUCCAGAAGGUCAGCCUCGCUGAUCAGGGCACUUACCGCUGUGUGGCCAGGAACAGUGCAGGACAGGAAACCUUGGAGAUCAAGCUGGAAAUACUUGAGGCCCCAUCCUUUGCGGAACCUGGAGAUGCAAUCAUGGAAAAAGUAACAAACAGCAAGGUCAUCAUCCCCUGCCCCGCUGCAGGGUCACCUCCUCCCAAGGUACGCUGGUUUAAGAACGGCCUGGAGAUAUACCCUGAACAAUCAGAGUUUUCUGUGGGUAGGGAUGGAGCUCUUAUAAUUAGCACAGCAUCUGCCAGCCACAGUGGGGACUUUAAGUGUGUGGCUACCAAUGAUGCAGGCUCUGUGGAGAGAAAGACAAGGCUGAAAGUAAAUGUUCCCCCGGAGAUCCAAGAUGACGGGCAGCCACUGAACCUCACUGUCACCUUGAGGCAGCCUCUUACUCUGGGCUGUGAUGCUUUUGGGAUCCCCUCCCCAACAAUCACCUGGACUAAGGAUGAUCGCCUUGUGGACAGUCCUGGGGUUUACCUGCAGAAUGGGAACAGGAUGCUGAGAAUCUACAGAGUUCAGCCAGAACAUGCAGGAAGCUUUGUCUGCACAGCUCAGAACUCUGCUGGAGAGGCCCGGAGGGAAUAUCACAUUGUGGUGCAAGCUCCGCCAGUGAUCUCAGGAACAUCCCGCAUGCAGGAGAUGAAUGUGGUUCUGGGCCAGGAGGUGGAGUUUCAGUGCAGAGUUAGCGGAAGACCAGCACCCAGAGUGGAGUGGAGCCGUGACGGAGAGGUGCUGUCCCGUGACGGAGACCCCCACGUGGAGUUUCUGGAGGAAGGCCAGGUGUUGAAGGUGAAGUCUGUCAGACUGAGGGACCAGGGGCUUUACCAGUGUUUGGCGAGUAAUAACGCAGGAACUCAGAUGCGGCAGUUCAAACUCACAGUGCAAGCACCCCCCACCAUCAAGGGCCCCAGUGAGACCUCAGAGGUGUCGGUGGUUCUAGGUUUCCCCACAGUCCUCCCUUGUGAUGUUGAGGGCUCUCCCACACCAAGUAUAACCUGGUUAAAGGACAACCAGCCCAUCGUGUCCAGUUCUCAGCUCACUUACACCCGUGGUGGACAGGCACUGAGACUGGGCUCAGCACAGGGAGACAGCACAGGCCUCUACACCUGCAGGGCCACAAAUCCUGCUGGCUCUGCCAUAAAACAGUAUUCUCUGAGUGUUUUGGUCCCACCGCAGAUAGAGGGGGAGUCGACACCAUUUGGUGGUCAUGUGAAGAAAGUGCGGAUCAAUGGAAGUUUGACUCUAUCCUGCCUGACCAAAGGUUUCCCUGAGCCCAAAGUUCAGUGGUUCAAAGAGGGACAGUUACUCACGGGAAACAUUCAUGCUGGCCUCCGGGAGAGUAGCCAACUCCUUGAGAUAGAGAGUGCCAUGAUGUCUCAUGAAGGGCAGUACACCUGUGUGGUCACCAACUCAGCAGGAGAGGACAAGAGAGACUUUCAUGUCACCAUUCAGGUUCCCCCAGUCUUCCACCGGGUGACUAAUAGAGAAGCAGCCUGGGGUCUUGGACACGAGGAUGAUGAAAAAGACGAUAUGGUGGACAAGCGGGAGGUAGUCCUGGGUCAUCCAAUCAGCCUGUCGUGUGAGAGUAAUGCAAUCCCUCCACCCAAGCUCAGCUGGUACAAGGAUGGACGAAAACUCACCUCUGCUGAUGGAGUGAUACUACGUCCAGGUGGUCAGGUGCUACAAGUCACCAGAGUGCAGAGAGAAGAUGCUGGAAGGUACACGUGUCAGGCUGUUAAUGAGGCUGGAGAGGACCGCAUGCACUUUGAACUGGAGAUCCUUGUCCCUCCUGUGAUCACUGGAGCGACGGAGGAAUUUAUGGAGGAGAUGGGAGCAGUGGUGAACAGCACUGUGGUCCUCCACUGUGACGCCACUGGACACCCUGCUCCAGUCAUCUCCUGGAUGAGAGAUGGACAGCCAGUGCUCUCUGACUCUCAACACCACAUCAGCAAGGAUGGGACCCAACUCCAGCUUCUCAGUGUCCAGGUUUCAGACAUGGCUGGGUAUCUGUGUGUUGCUGAGAACAAAGUUGGAACUGUUGAGAAACAUUUCAGUCUGACAGUUCAAGUUCCUCCCAGAGUUAAUGGUGGUAAAGAAGAGGAGGUCAGUGUGGUUGAGGGCCACAUGGUGUCAUUGUUGUGUGACGUCCAAGCGUACCCUCCUCCUGAAAUCACCUGGACUAAAGAUGGGCAGGUCUUGCGAUUUAGUGCAGGUCUUCACAUUCUGCCAGGUGGCCAGAUGCUACAGUUGCCUCGGGCCAGACUAGAAGAUGCUGGACAAUAUGUCUGCACAGCCACCAAUGCUGCAGGCCAGGACCAGAAGAGUAUUAUUCUCAGUGUUUAUGUCCUGCCCACCCUGAAGCCCCAUCCAAAUGCUGAGUCAGACUUGGUGACCCCACAAGUCGGCUCCUCUGUCACACUGAGAUGUGAAGCCCAUGGUGUCCCCGAGCCCGAGGUCACAUGGUACAAGAAUGGGUUUCAACUGGCUGCAGGGAAUGGACUGAAGAUGGAUCAUCAUCAGCUGCAGAUUGUCGGGGUUCAGCUGGCAGAUGGUGGUGCUUACACCUGCAAAGUAUCCAAUAUGGCUGGGCAGGUGGACAGAACUUUCAGACUGACAGUUCAUGUUCCACCUGUCCUGGACGGACCUCUCCGGGAGUCCUUGAACUACACCCUUGGCUCCCAUGUGGCCCUACUAUGUGAGGCCUCAGGGGUCCCUAUGCCAAGCAUCACCUGGCUCAAAGAUGGAACUCCUAUUGAGAGCAGUCUACAGUGGCAGUGGUCAGUUCGGGGGAACAGGCUGGAGCUGGGGCCUCUCACUCUGUCUCAUGCUGGAAUAUACACCUGUGUGGCCAAAAACAGCGAGGGGCAAACACAGAGAGACUACUCACUCACUGUGCAGGUAUCCCCUACCAUUCUGGACUCUGAACAGCCAACUGAUGUGAGUGCACCUGUGGGAGAGGAGCUGACCCUGGAGUGCAGAGCCACAGGAAUCCCAACCCCACGCCUCAGCUGGCUAAAAGAUGGAGUGACUUUAGAGGGAUCAGACACCCAACACAUCGCAGUGACCCCUGAUGGCAGCACACUUACAUUACUGAGGCUGAGCCCUGAGGAUUCUGGGACAUACACCUGUUUGGCUGCCAGCCUGGCUGGACAGGAGAGCAAAAUCUACACCCUCUUUGUACUGGUCCCACCAUCUAUCUCUGGUGAGACCACCAUCCCCAGAGAGGUGCAGGUCACUCAGGACAGUGCUGUGACUCUGGAGUGUCAAGCAGCAGGAAACCCUCCACCUCAGAUCAGCUGGCUGAAGAACGGCCGUCCUGUGCUUCUCUCCCCGCGUACACGCCUCCUGUCUGGUGAUUCUGUGCUAAGGAUUUCUCCUGUGCAGCUGUCUGACUCUGGUGUUUACACAUGCAUAGCCCGCAGUCGAGCUGGUCUUGCUGAACUCAGCUAUGAUGUCCAGGUCCAAGUGCCCCCUGGUGUGGAUCAUGUUGAACCAGUGGAGCCGGUCACAGUGGUCCGGGGAUCUUUGGUGACGUUAACGUGUGAAGCCCGAGGCGUUCCCCCUCCAACUCUGACAUGGAUGAAGGAUGGCCAGCCACUCUCCCUUCACAGAAAUCUGCUGCUGGACGGACAGGAGACCAGGCUGCAGCUGCCUGAUGUAGCACCUUCAGACGCUGGUCUCUACAGCUGUGUGGCAAGUAACCAGGCAGGAAGCAGCACAAAGAGCUUUAACCUCACCGUGCUUGAACCACCAAAGAUUUCCACUUCAAGCACUCCAGAGGAGCUGACCCUAGCAGUGAACAGUCCACUGGAGCUGGAGUGCACAGCUGUGGGAGUCCCACCUCCCACCCUCAGUUGGCUCAAAGAUGGCCACCCCUUGGCAGGAACUGAUAUUGUCCAGCAGGAUGGCCAAUUUGUCAGGAUUAGUAAAGUUCAGGUGGAGGAUGCAGGCCUGUACACCUGCUUGGCCAGCAGCCUAGCAGGAGAGGAUGGACAAAACCACUGGGUCCGAGUUCAAGUCCCGCCAACCCUUCUUGGCUCUGAUGAUGUGAGGACGCUGACAGUUCCAGUUAAUGGACAUCUGACCCUCGAGUGCCUGGCUGAUAGUGUUCCUGCUCCCAAUAUAGAGUGGUACAAGGAUGAGGCCAAACUGCAGCUGGGUGGGCGUAUCCAGCGGCUAGCAGGCGGUCAGUACCUGGAGAUACAGGAAGUCAGGCCAGAGGACAGCGGUCACUACAGCUGCGUGGUCACCAACAUCGCAGGAAGCACCAGUCUGUUUUUCACAGUGGAGAUUCUCUUACCACCAGUGAUAAAGGAGGGCAGCACAGUGGUGACAGCACAUGUCGGCCAGGAUGCAGUUCUACCUUGUGAGGUUGAAGGUGACCUUUCCACUACGGUCAUGUGGAGGAAAGAUGGCUUCCCUGUAACAAAAGAUAGCAAUAAGUACACUUUCUUAUCAGAGGGCUCCUUGCGUGUUCAUGGGGUUAAGCUGAGUGAUGCAGGUCGCUAUUACUGCACUGUGUCUAACCAGGCUGGCUCAGACCACAGAGGAAUGGAUCUACGAGUGUUUGUGGGUCCUUCCAUCAGUCCUGGUCCAUUCAAUUUGACAGCAACCACAGGUAUAAGAGCUUUGCUUAGCUGUGAGACUACAGGUAUUCCCUCACCUACAGUGUCCUGGAAGAGAAAUGGCACACCACUUGAUAUAAACCAGCAACCUGGUGCAUACAGGUUACUCUCCUCUGGGUCCUUGGUUCUUCUGACACCGUCCACUGAGGAUGAAGGUUACUUUGAAUGCACUGCUGUCAAUGAAGUUGGGGAGGAGCGCAGGGUCAUUGAGGUCUUCAUGCAAGUCCCACCAUCCAUUGAAGAUGAUGUCACGACAGUCACAGCUGUGAAGAUGUCUCCUGUGGUUUUGCCAUGUCACGUACAAGGACGACCUCAGCCCACCAUCACCUGGACAAAGGGAGGAGCCAAACUGGGCUCCAGAGGAGGGACCUACCGUGUCCUACCCACUGGAGUGUUGGAGAUAACUGCUGCUGUGCCGAGUCAUGCUGGCAGGUACACAUGCUCAGCCCGCAACCCAGCUGGAGUGGCUCACAAACACAUCUCUCUCACUGUGCAAGAGCCCCCAGAGAUCAGGCCAAUGGCAGAGGAAGUGCAAGUGGUGUUGCAUCAUGGGACUGUUCUGUCCUGUAUAGCACAAGGCCUUCCCAGGCCGUCCAUCACCUGGCAAAGAGAGGGGGUUCCUAUCGCAGCAGGUCACAGGCUGGCUGUGCUCUCAAAUGGAGCUCUGAAGUUUUCUCGUGUCACACUUGGCGAUGCAGGGACCUAUCAGUGUCUGGCAAAGAACGAUGCUGGUGUAGCCAUUGGCAAGACGAAACUUGUUCUCCAAGUUCCACCAGUGUUGAGUGUGCCUCGAGUGGAGUACACUUCAGUGUUAGGUCAGCCAGUCAGUCUGGAGUGCGUGGCCGAUGGGCAACCCCAGCCUGAAGUUAGCUGGCACAAAGAGAAGAGGCCUUUAGUUGACGGUGCUCACAUACGAAUCUUUGCCAAUGGAACCCUGGCCAUCACUUCGACCCAGCGCAGUGACGCAGGCCUAUACACAUGUACAGCCAAAAACCUUGCUGGCAGAGCCAGCCAUGACAUGAGGUUGGUUAUUCAAGUCCCACCCAUGAUUCCUCCAUCGCAGACUGAACUGUCAGUCAUUCAAGGAUUCCAGGCACUGCUGCCCUGUGCUGCUCAGGGUUCACCAGAUCCCAGGGUAUCAUGGGAAAAGGACGGUACAUCUGUGCCCAACCUGCCAGGCAAAUUCACCAUCCUUCGAUCAGGAGAGCUAAUUAUCGAGAGGGCUGAGAUGGGGGAUGCUGGUGCGUUCACGUGUGUGGCAACCAAUGCAGCUGGCUCUGUGAGACAAGACAUCCGACUGUCCAUCAACAUGAGGCCAGCCUUCAAGGAGCUGCCGGGUGAUGUUACCCUCAACAAAGGGCAGAGUCUGGUCCUUUCCUGCCAAGCUCAGGGAACUCCCAAUCCUGUCAUCUCCUGGACCAUCAACAACAGUCCUUACCCAGGUGCGACUGUAGACGAGGCAGGCAGGAGCUCUGUGAUUGUUGACAAUGUGACAAUGAGUGAUGCUGGAACCUACGUGUGCAUAGCAGAAAACAGCGUGGGCUCCAUCCGAGCACUCUCAUUUGUCCGUAUUAGAGAGCCUCCAGUGUUGAAGGGUGAAGCUCACAUGUCUCAGACAGUCAUCCAGGGAGGCUCUGCUGUCCUUGACUGCCCUGUCCACGGAGACCCCAGUCCUAUCCUCCGCUGGCUCCGAAAUGGACAAGCACUACUCCGCUCGCUCCGAAUGCAAGCACUUCACAAUGGAUCCUUGAUCAUUUACCGCAUCACUGCUGCAGAUGAAGGGGAGUACCAGUGUGUGGCUGAGAGUGAAGCUGGAACAGCUGAGAGGACCAUUACUCUCAAAAUUCAGAUCAAUGGAGGCUACUCAAACUGGGAGGAAUGGGGUCCAUGCAGUAGUACUUGUGGACAGGGCUUCCAAGAACGCGUAAGAAUAUGCAACAACCCAGAACCAGCAAAUGGCGGUAGACCAUGCAGCGGCCCCAAUACAGACUCAAGGAAAUGUCAAACCGGUCUCUGUCCAGGAGAGACUCCUCGAAAGACCAGAGGCAGCCUGACUGGCAUGGUGAACGAGAGAGAGUUUGGUGUGUCUUACCUGGAGGCCAAUAUUACAGACAAUGAGGUGGAGGGGAGCAGCACUCUGCAGGCACGCCUGGACAGCAUACCUCCAACUGUGGGUCCUUUGAUGAGGGUGCUGGUGCCUGUGUUUGCUCCCAUGUACUGGACCACUGUGCUGCAAAACGGAGCAGCUAGAAAUGGCUUCUCCCUCACUCAGGGCCGGUUCAGACAGGAGUCUCAGCUGGAGUUUGAGACUGGGGAGAUUCUCCAUUUGACCCAUGUUGCCAGAGGUCUGGAUUCUGAGGGAGUCUUAUUAAUUGACAUCGUAAUUAACGGAUUUGUGCCUCCUUCAUUGACAUCAUCUCAUCUAAGCCUUCAGGAGUUCGAUGAAUCAUACCUGCAGACAGGCCAAGGACAGCUGUACUCGUGGUCUUCACAGACCCACCAGAGAGAAGGAAACCCCUUGGUGCUACGCUGCAACCAAACCAUUAUUUAUGAGGGCCAGGAGGAACGCCAGGGCCCUCUGCUGCAGCUGCUCAAGGUCUCUGGGAUGAACAGUGUCUACAACAUGUUUACCCUCACGGUCGACUUCCACAUCACUGCCAGCCUUCUGGUACCAGAUGGUUAUGAUGAAACAUGCCCUAAAGGUUUCAGUCUUGACACAGCCUCCUACUGUGCUGAUGAAGACGAGUGUGCACUCCAGUCUCCUUGCUCCCACUCAUGUAACAACAUCAUGGGAGGAUUUUCCUGUUCAUGCCCCUCUGGCUUCACCAUCCCUACAGAUGCGAACACAUGCACCGAUAUCGACGAGUGUUCCCAGGGCUCGCACAUGUGCCACUACAACCAGCAGUGUGUCAAUACAGUGGGUGCAUAUCGCUGCCAGGCCAAGUGUGGACCAGGAUUCAAACCCAGCAUCACAGGAAGCAGCUGUGAAGAUGUGGAUGAGUGCCAAGAGUCAGCCCUCUCCCCUUGCCAACAUCAGUGUCUCAACACCCUGGGCUCCUUCCGCUGUAUCUGCCAUCCUGGAUACCAGCUGUCUGGACAUCGCUGCAUUGACAUCAAUGAGUGCAUGAGGAAUGUGUGCCCAGCUCACAAGGAGUGCCAAAACACAGAGGGAGGAUACCAGUGUCUUGACAGCUGCCCAGCUGGCAUGACCAAAGCAGAGAGUGGAGCCUGUGUUGAUAUUGACGAGUGCCAGGAUGGAAGUCAUAUGUGCCGCUACACUCAGAUCUGUCAGAAUACAAUCGGAGGAUAUGGUUGUGUUUGUCCAAGAGGUUACAGGUCCCAGGGAGUAGGCUUCCCAUGCCUAGACAUAGACGAGUGUGUGCAGGCGCCAAACCCCUGUGCCUUCCAGUGCCGCAACGUGCCUGGCAGCUUCAGGUGCCAGUGUCCUCCUGGUACCGUGCUGCUCGGAGACGGGCGCUCCUGUGCUGGGCUGGAGAGGGGGACCACUUUCACCAACGGCACCAGAGUCAGGGCAAGACUCCGCCCACAGCUGGUGUCAUCUCUUGGCAGGCCAAUCCUGUCGCGUACACAGGGAGUGUCUCGCAUUACCAGACAGAGCUGUCCUGCAGGGUACACCAACCGAGAUGGCACGUGUGUUGAUGUUGAUGAGUGUCUGCUCAGGAAGCCAUGUCAGCACAAGUGCCGAAACACCAUUGGCAGUUUCCAGUGUCAGUGUCCCCCCGGUUACCAGCUCUUACCCAACAGAAGGAGCUGUAAAGACAUCGACGAAUGUGUAGAACAAGGCAUCAAAUGUGGACACAAUCAGAUGUGUUUCAAUACCAGAGGUGGAUAUCAGUGCCUAGACACGCCCUGCCCUGCAUCAUAUCACAGCGGAAGAAGCCCCGGGACCUGCUACAGGCUUUGCUCCUCUCUGGAUUGUGCAGCAGCAGGAGGCUUUCCUCUGCUGCUGCAGUACAAGCUGCUCACACUCCCAUCAGGUAUCCCCUCCAAUCACAACGUCGUACGACUGUCGGCUUUCUCAGAGUCAGGUGUUCUGCAGGAGCGUACGUCCUUCACCAUACUGGAGCAAGAAUCAGAGACAGGUGUUCUGGGCCGAGUGUUUGGCAUCAGAGACGAGACAGGCAGAGGGAUCAUUUUCACACUGAGGCCUCUGGACAGACCAGGACUGGUGCGGCUCAAGGUGCAGGCCACCACCAUUUCACCACAGGGACGCAUCACCUACCAGAGCAUCUUCAUCAUCUACAUCUCCAUAUCAACAUACCCGUACUGAGACUUUUCCCUGACUGCUCUACUGAUGACUCUGCCCCUCAGUGGCCUCAAAUCCCCCAAAACCCUGUGACAAGGACACGGGCCCCACAAAGAAGAUUAAACACACAAGAUAAAUCCGACGUGGUUAGCAAGACGAUCCAUUGAAGAUGUGUUCCCAAGCCUGUGACUGAAUCGAUGGGUGCAUCUUUCCAAUCAAUAAUGAAAACGCAGAAUGUAAAGAAGUGUAAUCUCAUUGAGCACAGAGAUUUUUAUGUUCUGCUCUCUAUCAUUGUGUAUAUUAGUUUUGCUCACUCUGGGACAGAUUUCUUCUCAUAUGUUUGCAUCCUGCACUUACAAACAGAAGUCUUUCCACAUCUUUGAAACUGUAUGAUGUCCCCCCUCUUAUUUUAAUUUAUUUAAGUCAUUGAAUGCAUCACUGGUUUACCAUCUGUCCCAGAGGGUUUGAGGUAAUAAGAUUCUACCAGCAUUGUUAUGACAAUCCUUAGAUGGCACAUUGUAACAGUGGCUUGUAGGUAGUGACAGUGUUUGAUCCAUUUUAUGUGUUUUUGUACUCUUUUGUAACAUUUUUUAUCAUGUGAGAAAGUGUAAAGGUGCUAUUCUGAAUGUAGCUUUUUAGUAAAGAACUUCCCUGUGUUGAUGAUGCAAGUGGUGUUCAUUACAAGAAAAGAUGGCAGUUAUUAAACACUCACUAUGUAUUUAUUUUCUGCAGUGUGGCAUUGGCUAAUCUGGUUUAUCUAAUCUGGAUUCACGUCACUUACAACAUUUUAGUUUUCUUCUUUAAAUAUUUGGUGCCAUCCCACAAGUGCCUUCAUAUUGACAAAUCUGAGAAGGGAAGUUAUGAAAACCAAAAUAUGCAACAAUUGCAGUCAAAAUAUCUGUUCUCUCUUUGCAAGUGAAACAUUUCCCUGUUGUUGUGUGAGUGUUUAAUAUUUGUACAAAUAAAAAGGCCAACACUUUU
Messenger RNA from Notolabrus celidotus (New Zealand spotty), 13899 nucleotides. RefSeq names its product hemicentin 2 (gene hmcn2). Gene Ontology annotation, cellular component: axon; plasma membrane; neuronal cell body. Gene Ontology annotation, biological process: homophilic cell-cell adhesion; synapse organization. Gene Ontology annotation, molecular function: calcium ion binding; axon guidance receptor activity. The transcript has 81 exons. The record is from RefSeq and is a predicted model, not a curated record. Bases 340 to 12942 code for a protein of 4200 amino acids. NCBI's taxonomy places the organism in Eukaryota, Metazoa, Chordata, Actinopteri, Labriformes, Labridae.